Messenger RNA from Aureobasidium namibiae CBS 147.97, 4914 nucleotides. Its product is annotated as Serine/threonine-protein kinase. The transcript has a single exon. Gene Ontology annotation, molecular function: ATP binding; eukaryotic translation initiation factor 2alpha kinase activity; protein binding. NCBI's taxonomy places the organism in Eukaryota, Fungi, Ascomycota, Dothideomycetes, Dothideales, Saccotheciaceae. Gene Ontology annotation, biological process: DNA damage checkpoint signaling; regulation of translational initiation by eIF2 alpha phosphorylation. The coding region runs from base 1 to 4914 and encodes 1637 amino acids. The record is from RefSeq and is a predicted model, not a curated record.
AUGGCUCCAAAAACGCCUGCAAAGACGUCCACCAAGAACCGAAAACACAAUGAACCCACUGCUCCAAAGCCUUCCGCCUCGGACCCACCAAAUGUCCCUCAUGUCAAUUAUGCAGAGGUCCAGGCCGAAGAGAUUGACGUUCUUCAGGCCAUUUAUAUGCAUGACUAUGAAGAAGUAGAAAUCAAGUCUGCUUGGAGCAAGAGCUCCGAUCGAGCGUUCAAGCUCAAGUUGAAAGCCUUCUCCGAUGAAUCCACCUUUGUCGUUCUUUCUGCCAAGUUGACGGCAACUUAUCCCAAGUCUGCGCCUGUGCUUCAAAUCGAAGGUUUGGAUAAGUUACAAGCUCAGGCCAGGAAGCGCAUUUCGAACAUUGUCAAGACUAGACCAGCCGAAAUGGCCGGCGAAGUCAUGAUUCACGCCAUAGCGACCGACGUCCAGGAAGCUCUUGAAGAUGCAGUUCAAGCCAGAGAGCAGGGUGUGCUACCCAGUCUGGAAGAUGAGCGCAUGAACCAGGAGGCUGCUGCCUUCGAUCAAGCCCAGGAAGCAGAGAAGGACGAGGCCAAGAGAGUGCAGGCCGCACAAGACGAGGAAGACCGCGCCAUGCAACGAUUGGUCCAGGAUAUGGUUGCGCGCCGUGAAACCAAACAGCGCGAUCGGUCUUCCCGCACCCAGAUGGGAUCCAGUCCACACCCUUCUUCUGUCGAAGACGACAAUAAUACUCUCAACUUCGAUCAAGAGGUUGCGCUCGGACCUGGUAUGGAAAGCGCCCCCUUCAAUAGCGUCGCGUUGAUAGCGCCCAUUGCUUCCAAAGGACAGAUGGACAUCUAUUCCGCUAAGCCUAAGUCCUCCAGAAGUUCCCUCAUGCCGCCGAUCAUGCUUGCGGUCCGUCGUGCAUCCUUGAAGAUUGUACAUGGCGAUGCCGCGAGUAAAAACCAUCUGCUGGCUCUGGAAGAAGAGCUUGAAGCUCUGAAGGUACUUCGCCAACCCAACAUCGUCAACGUCUAUGCUUUCAAGGUUGAAAAAUCUGAAGGGAAAGAUGGAGGAUUGAAUCAAGAUUGGGACGUCUCGGUCUUGUCGGACCUUGCCAACAGAGGAAGUCUCGCGGAGAUGCUCGAGGACGGCGGUACGGUGCCGCCCGCUAAAGCAAAACAAUGGUCUCUGGAUUUGUUGGAAGCCUUGGAUUACUACCAUCGCCACGGCAUUGUACACAAACGCAUACACAGUGCCAAUAUUUUGUUACUCCGAUCAGACACCGGAGUUACGGCACCGAAAUUAGCAGACGCUGCCUAUGAAGACAGAUUACUCAGGCUGCAAGGUCGAGCAGGCACUUUGGAAAAGGGCAAGAAGAUGGCAGCAUGGCUUGCACCCGAGUGCUCAGGCGAAGACGCCAUCUUUACUCGACGAAGCGAUGUUUGGGACUUCGGCGUACUGCUUGUUCAGAUGCUUUUUGGUACUGCAGUGACUCGCAAGUACAAUGGCCCCAUGGCUAUGCUUGAGUCUCUUGAUCUUUCUGAACCGCUGAGCGAUGUCUUGCGCAGAGUGUUCAGCAAGGAGCCAAAGAACAGACCUACGGCCUUCGAGUUGAUCCCUAGCGAGUUCUUCCGCAGCGACCUGCCAAUCAUCAAUGCAGAGUAUUCCAAAAGCCAACGGAGGCAAUCAUCUUCAAUGGGCUUUUCUGGCGACUUCAAAAGUCCUAUUGCUAGACGCUCUAGGCAAAAUUCCCAGAGCAUUGGGGAAGCUCCUUCAUUCUCUAGAUAUACCAAGGACUUCACUGAGCUCGGUCGCCUGGGCAAAGGUGGAUUCGGCGAAGUCGUCAAAGCACGCAACAAGCUUGAUGGCGGAGUCUACGCCAUCAAGAAAGUCAAGCAAGACUCGGCUGCACAACUAGAGCACGUUUUGUCUGAAGUCAUGCUCUUGCAUAGACUGAAUCAUGCUUACGUGGUCCGUUACUACUCAGCUUGGGUCGAAGAUGAUUUGUCCGGCAUGGUAGAGCUGGACCAGGAAUCUGUGUCGUUUGAGGACGGGACAACGACCUCUAACGAUGAUGGUAUUCAGUUUGGCAUGAGCAGCCGUGGCUUGGACUUUGUCAGUUCGAGUGGUCUUGGUGAUGACAUUGUCUUCGGCGAAGAUAGUGACGAAGAUGAAGAAGAAGAAGAAGAUGAUGAUGAUGAAGACGAUGAGGUCACUGAAUCUGGCACCGAGACUGAUGGUCGUGUCAUGAAUGCAAGAUCUAUGUUCAGACACGGAGCACCAUCGGAGAGUGCCAUUAGUGAUGGCGAGGAUACCGAUUCGCGACCUCAAAGAACGCAUCGUGCCUCGUCCCGACGCUUCAUGCGCUCCACACUCUAUAUUCAGAUGGAGUAUUGCGAGAGACAUACUCUUCGAGAUCUGAUCAGAAAAGACAUGUACGCGAGGCCCGAACAAGGUUGGCAGAUGCUCCGACAGGUUCUUGAAGGUCUUGCCCAUAUCCACAAUCACGGCAUCAUCCAUCGCGAUCUCAAGCCUGACAACAUUUUCAUCGAUGUUGCAGGCAAUCCUCGUAUUGGAGACUUUGGUUUGGCUACAACAAGCCAGUACACCAGUGCUGACAAAGUCCUGGCCAGCACCAACACUGGCGCUGAUAUGACCAGAAGUGUCGGAACUGCCAUGUACGUCGCACCUGAGAUCAAGUCGGGUUCUGGAGUAAACUACAACGACAAAGUCGACAUGUAUUCGCUUGGUAUCAUAUUCUUCGAGAUGUGCUUCCCUUUGCGAACAGCUAUGGAGCGUCACGAAGUGCUGUUAAGGAUGAGAGAAAAGGAACAUGCCUUGCCUUCGGAGUUCCAAGCACCGGAGAAGGUGCUCCAGGGCAACAUCAUCAUGGAUCUCAUCAGCCACUCUCCUGGCGAUCGCCCGAGCAGCUUGGAACUCCUUAGAAGCGGGAAGCUGCCGGUGCAGAUCGAGGAUGAGACUAUCCGACAAGCUUUACAAAGUCUUACCGAUCCAGGAUCGGAGUAUUAUCAGAAGAUGAUGACAGCUUUGUUCACCCAGACCCCUGAUCAACGAAUCAAGGACUUUGCAUGGGAUGCCAAAGCCAGCAAGCAGCCACUCACAGCCGAAGACCUCCGUGUGAGAGACAUUGCCAGAACUACUCUUUGUUCAAUAUUCCGUAGACACGGUGCCGAGGAGACACAACGCCCUUUGCUGCUUCCUCGUUCCAGCUACUACACAGCUCCGAAUACCGUUCAGCUUUUGGACGGUACUGGCAACCUCUUGCAGCUGCCAUAUGAUCUGGUCCUACCACAUGCUAGACGUCUUGCCAAACAAGAACCUGCAGUCGACAAGACUUACGUCUUUGGUAAUGUCUUCCGUGACACUCUGAGUGGAGGUCCUCCCAGGACCAUCAAGGAGGUCGACUUUGAUAUCGUGACCAAAGAGAGCGAUGACCUUGCACUUCAAGAAGCAGAAGUUCUCAAAGUGGUCGACGAGAUCAUCGAUGAGAUCCCUGCAUUGUCUUCACAACCAAUGUGUUUCCAUCUCAGUCAUUCUGAUCUGCUGGAGCUCAUCCUUGACUUCUGUCGAAUCGACAAAUCCCAACGACCGAUUGUCAAGGAAACCCUCAGCAAGUUAAACAUCCAUCAAUUCGGCUGGUCAAAGAUCCGAGCUGAACUUCGCUCACCCUUGAUUGGCAUCCAUUCCACAUCACUCGAUGACUUGGCACAGUUUGACUUCCGUGAAACUCCAGACAAGGCUUUGAGAAAGUUGCAAGAGAUACUAGAAGACAGCACACACGCGAGCAGAAUCAGAAGACCCAUGGAGCACAUUAAGCGUGUGGUCGAUGCGAUGAAGCUUUUCGGUAUACGACGCAAGAUCUACAUUUGUCCCUUGAGCAGCGUCAACGAGAAGUUCUACACAGGUAGUGUGUUGUUCCAAUGCAUAUAUGACAAGAAGAACAAGAACGUCUUUGCUGCGGGCGGAAGGUACGAUCGACUUAUCGACGCCCACCGCUCUCGUGCUCAUGCUACAAGUGAAGCUUGUCAUGCUGUUGGCGUCAGCAUCGGUUGGGACGGUCUCAUUGCUGCCAUUAUGAGACACAAGAAGAACGCAGUCAACAGUGCAUAUCUCAAGAAGGGUGGACAUGAGGAUUCGCACAGCCCAGUGUGGAACGCAAAGCGCUGCGACAUCCUUGUAGCUUCAGGCGAUCCAACAGUCCUCCGAUCCACAGGCAUCAAGGUUCUCUCCAGCCUCUGGGCCAACGACUUCAGCGCCGAACUAGCCACAGACGCCCGAACCAUCGACGAUGUGCUCAGCAAGCAGCGCGAUGCAUCUCACCCCUGGAUCGUCAUGGUCAAGCACGAAGCCUCCAGCACCCUCAAAGUCCGCAACAGCACCACCGACACCGAGACCGAAGUCGCCAGCACAAACCUGAUCGCACACAUGCGCUCCGAGUUGCGCGAACGCGAGUCCCGCGAAGCAGGUAACCAUCGCUCUCGCCACCAUCCCUCACUCAUCCGCCACUCCUCGCACCAUAACAAUGAAAGCAACAGCAACGGCGAGCACCGUGGCAAAAACAACGUUCAAGUCCUCAUGGCUCAACACCGCGGCAAGAAGAGCAACAAAUACCACAUUGUCGAAGCAGCACAGUCACGCUGGGCCACCUACAUCGAUACCUGGAAAUCCGCGCCUAUUCUCGCCAUUGAAGGCAGAGAAGGCAUUGUAGACAAUAUACGCGACGACACCCGACUAUCCGAUCCAGACUCGUGGCGGAAGUUCAUUCAGAGUAUGCCGUUGGCGGAACGUCAGUAUCUUGCUCAGGUGCAUGAGUUGCUGUUGGAGAUGAGGAAGAAGUGGGAGCAGCAGGAGGAAGGGGCUGGUAGGGAGGCUUGCUUGUAUAAUUUCAGGACUGCGAAUUGUGUUUAUUAUGAUGUUGGUUUGUAG